AUGUCGCAUGAUCAUGUUCUUUUAGACUUGUUAGCUAUCAAAGAAAGAUAUGAUCUCUUCAAUACCACUUUUCCCUCUGAAGCUCUCAACAAACUUCCAGUGUUCGAUUCCAAACUAACUCCAAAGGAAAAUUUAUUGAACGUAUCCCAUUUUGCAUUGAAUGAACCAAAUACGUCCGGUGUUUUGUUUAUCUAUAAAUCCAUAUUCUUGGAAAUAAUUUCCAACUGGACUACUGUAUUAUACAAGACUGAUCGUAUCCAAGUUUUCGACUCAGUCUCCAAAAUCAUCACCAUAUAUCCUCUUGCAACAUCAUUAAUCGAGGAAUUCUUAGACAGAGAAAAUGACUAUUUCCUAUCUGUAUUACAAAAUCCUUCCACACAAGGUGAAUCAAAUCUACAAAAAGUUUUAUUGUCAUAUUAUAGAUUAUUAUUCGAAAACAAAGAAGCUUUCGUCAAAUAUGUGAAACCUGAUAUUUUAUAUUCACUUAUUUCUGAAAUCCAAGCGCAAAGCACCUUCUCAACGGAAAUUGUGAAAUUCUUGGCUAUCAAAAUUUUAUCCAUUUACUUAGACAUGGGUGAAAAGGCAUUACUCAAUAUGAUCAAGACUCAUAUCUCCUCUGAUGAAAACUUGAUCGGUUCAUAUGAAACAAGUUCAAACAUCAACUAUAAAUUCCUAGAAAUAAAUGAAGCAAAAAGAUUCUCCAAUUUCUCAAAACUUCCAGAAUCUCCUGAAUGUUUCAUCGACUCUGCCACUGAAAACGCUAACAUUCAAAAUAAAUACUAUACAAUCAAACCACAGGAUCUUAAUCCAAACAUCGUAUCCAUCUGUGGUGUAUUAGUCUCUAAGAUCAACUCAUUCAAAGACGCAAACGUAUACCCUGAAAGCUUUGUCCCAACCCUGAAGACAAUAACAGCAUUACGUAAAUUGGCAAAGCAAUUACAAUACAAUGAACCUGUCAUGUUAGUGGGCCAGGCUGGUGCCGGUAAGACAUUCUUAAUCAACGAAGCAAGUAAAUAUAUUCAAUGCCAUGAUUCCAUCGUGAAAAUCCAUCUCGGUGAACAAACCGACGCAAAAUUGUUGAUUGGUACUUACACUUCCGGUGAAAAGCCAGGUACCUUUGAAUGGAGGUCCGGUGUAUUGACUACCGCUGUUAAGGAAGGUAGAUGGGUACUUAUAGAAGAUAUCGAUAAGGCUCCUACUGAAGUUUUAUCUAUAUUAUUAUCAUUGUUAGAGAAACGUGAAUUAACUAUACCCUCCAGAGGUGAAACUGUUAAAGCUGCAAAUGGGUUCCAACUUAUAUCGACUGUUAGAGUCGAUGAAAAUAAUAUUAAGAAGAAUAUCCGUCAUGAACAUAAUCAAGAAAGUAAUGAAGAGGAUGCCAUUGAACAAGAUCCUGAACUGAAUUUAAAUUUGAUUGGUAUGAGAAUUUGGAAUACUAUUUAUCUACAUGAACCAAGUGAAACUGAUUUACAUUCAAUACUAUGUCAAAAAUACCCAGUGUUAGCUCGCUUGAUUCCCAAAUUAAUUCAUUCCUACAAAGCAGUCAAGAAAAUCUACCAUAGUCCAAAAUUCAUAUCGUUGAAUAGAGGUGCUCAUGCGAGAGUCAUUUCCGUAAGAGAUCUUAUGAAAUUAUGUAAUAGAUUAGGCGCUCUUUUUGAAAAUAAUAACAUUACCAAACCAGAUCAAUUGAUUGAAUUAUCAAUAUACGACAGUAUUUUCGCAGAAGCGUCCGAUUGUUUUGCUGGUGCAAUAAGUGAAUACAAAGCAUUAGAACCAUUGAUUCAUUGUAUAGGUGAAACCUUAGAAAUCACACCAUCUAGAAUAUCAUUAUUUCUAUCUAAGCAUGUUCCAACUUUCGAAAACUUAGAUGAUAGCAUAAAAAUUGGCAGAUCAAUCUUACCUAAAUCCAGACUUUCUAUCCAAAAAAAAUCAGCCAAUUCAACUGCAUUCGCAAUAACCAAUCAUUCAUUAAGAUUAAUGGAACAAAUUGCUGUCACGAUUCAAAUGACAGAACCAGUUCUUCUAGUAGGUGAAACAGGUACCGGUAAGACUACUGUUGUUCAACAAAUGGCUAAAUUCAUGAAUAAGACAUUGACUGUUAUUAAUGUUUCUCAACAAACGGAAACUGGUGAUCUAUUAGGUGGGUAUAAACCCGUCAAUUCUAAAACUAUUGCUGUUCCUAUUCAAGAAUUGUUCGAAACUCUUUUCAUUGCAACUUUUUCAUUAAAGAAAAAUGAACGUUUUUCAAAAAUGCUGCACAAAUGUUUCAACAAAGGACAAUGGAAAAAUGUUGUAAGGUUAUGGCAAGAAGCAUAUAAAAUGGCUCAAAAUAUAUUGAAAACUGACGAAGAUGAAACUGAAGACACUACCGAAAAGAAGAAACAAAAGAAGAGGAAAUUAGACUCACAUGAAAAGAAACUGCUACUUGAGAAAUGGGUUGAAUUUUACGCUAUGAUAGGUAAAUUUGAGUUACAAUCCAGUUCUAUUGAGAAUGCAUUCGUUUUUAAUUUCGUUGAAGGUUCCUUGGUGAAAGCAGUACGGAACGGUGAAUGGUUAUUAUUAGAUGAAGUGAAUUUGGCAUCCGCUGAUACACUUGAAAGUAUAUCGGAUCUUCUCUCAGAAAGUUCAAGUAGAAGUAUUCUUCUUUCAGAAAAAGGUGAUGCAGAACCAAUCAGGGCUCAUCCAGAUUUCAGGAUCUUUGCAUGUAUGAAUCCAGCUACUGACGUUGGUAAAAGAGAUCUACCGUCUGGUAUAAGAUCAAGAUUCACAGAAAUUUACGUUCAUUCUCCAGAUCGUGAUAUAACAGAUUUAUUAUCCAUUAUUGAUAAAUACAUUGGUAAAUAUAACGUUAGUGAUGAAUGGGUAGGUAAUGAUAUCGCCGAAUUAUAUCUAGAGGCGAAAAAACUAGCUGAUAGCAACCAAAUAGUUGAUGGUUCCAAUCAAAAACCUCAUUUCAGUAUUCGUACUUUAACUCGUACACUGCUAUAUGUGGGUGAUAUUGUUCAUAUUUACGGUUUACGCCGGUCUCUCUACGAUGGUUUCUGUAUGAGUUUCUUAACGUUACUAGAUCAAAAAUCAGAAUCUCUUUUGGAACCAAUUAUCAUGAAAUAUACCUUAGGAAGAUUGAAGAAUGUGAAGUCCGUCAUGGGCCAAAUAAUACCAUCUCCAGGCCCAGACUAUGUUCAAUUCAAUCAUUAUUGGAUGAAGAAGGGCCAGGAUGAAAUCAAAGAACAAGCACACUAUAUCAUCACACCAUUUGUGAAGAAGAACAUGAUGAAUUUAGUUAGAGCGUCAUCAGGUAGGAGAUUUCCAGUCUUAGUUCAAGGUCCAACAUCUGCAGGUAAGACCAGUAUGAUCAAAUAUCUUGCUGAUAUAACGGGACACAAAUUUGUUCGUAUUAAUAAUCACGAGCAUACUGACUUACAAGAAUAUCUUGGUACUUACAUAACUGACGAAACCGGUAAGUUAUCUUUUAGAGAAGGUAUACUAGUGGAAGCUCUUCGAAAGGGUUAUUGGAUUGUUCUUGAUGAAUUGAAUCUUGCACCAACAGAUGUGUUAGAAGCUCUUAAUAGAUUAUUAGAUGACAAUAGAGAAUUGUUUAUUCCUGAAACUCAGGAAGUUGUCCAUCCUCAUCCAGAUUUCAUGCUUUUCGCUACUCAAAAUCCACCUGGGUUAUACGGUGGUCGUAAAGUUUUAUCAAGGGCUUUCAGAAAUCGUUUUCUAGAAUUACAUUUUGAUGACAUUCCCCAAGAUGAAUUAGAAACGAUUCUACGUGAGCGUUGUCAAAUUGCCCCAACAUAUGCCAAAAAGAUUGUUGAAGUAUAUCGUCAAUUGUCCAUUGAAAGAUCAGCCUCCAGAUUAUUUGAACAGAAGAACAGUUUUGCCACGUUACGUGAUUUAUUCCGUUGGGCUCUAAGAGAAGCAGUUGGUUACGAGGAAUUGGCUGCCAACGGUUAUAUGUUACUAGCUGAAAGAUGCCGUAAUCCACAGGAAAAAGUUGUCAUCAAGAAUAUACUAGAAAAAGUAAUGAAAGUGAAACUUGAUAUGCAGCAAUAUUAUACAAACUUAGAAAAUAAAUCCUUGCAGUUACAGGACUCCGUUGUUUGGACAAAUGGUUUACGUCGUUUAUCUGUACUAGUGUCAAAAUGUUUACAAAAUAAUGAACCUGUCCUUUUAGUUGGUGAAACUGGCUGUGGUAAAACUACAAUAUGUCAAAUUCUAUCUGCCUUCAUGAAGAAAGAUUUGAUAACUUUGAAUGCUCACCAAAAUACUGAAACUGGUGAUAUUCUUGGUGCUCAAAGACCCAUCCGUAACCGAUCGGAACUACAGAACCAAUUGGCUAAUACAAUAAUCAAAGCCUUGGAUAUGCCAUCGACUAACCAAUGCUAUGAUUUGGAAACUUUAUUGAAACUUUAUAAGGAAACAAAUAAAGAAAACGUUAGCGAUGAAGACCAUUUAAAGAUCAAGAAGUUACAAGAUAAUCUAAAUAUAUUAUUUGAAUGGUCUGACGGUCCCUUAAUUACGGCCCUAAAAACUGGUAAUUUCUUCCUUUUAGAUGAAAUAUCUCUUGCUGAUGAUUCAGUGCUGGAAAGGUUAAAUAGUGUUUUGGAACCUGAAAGAAACCUACUUUUAGCCGAAAAGGGUACAUCAGACAGUCUUAUCGUUGCUAAAGAUGGGUUUCAAUUUCUUUCAACAAUGAACCCAGGUGGUGACUAUGGUAAAAAAGAAUUAUCACCUGCUUUAAGAAACCGUUUUACAGAAAUUUGGGUCCCGUCAAUGGAGAAUUUUGAGGAUGUUCAUAUGAUUGUUGAAUCCAGACUGCUUGAAAGUGUAAAACAAUUAACAAAUCCCGUUGUUAAAUUUUCGAAAUGGUUUGGCGAAGAAUUUGGUGGCGGAAAUACAACCAAUGGAAUAAUAUCGCUAAGAGAUAUACUAGCAUGGGUCCAAUUCAUUAACAGUACUUCCGAAAAAAUGGGUGACGCAAAUGCGGCAUUUGCCCAUGGUGCCUCUAUGGUUUUUAUCGAUGCGCUUGGUACCAAUAAUACAGCAUACCUUGCGGAAGAUGAAGCGUCUUUGAAUAGCUUGAAAAAGCAAUGCCUUGCCAAACUAUCAACAUUUAUUGAUUCUGAUGUAUCUAAAUAUUUUGGAAAGGACAUCGAUAUCGAAAUUUCAAUGAAACAAUUACGUAUAGGCCUAUUCUCGCUAAAUAGAGGCGAAUGUGCUGUUGAUUCUCCAUCUUUCAACUUGAAUGCACCAACUACAGCUACAAAUCUUAUGAGAGUUGUAAGAGCCAUGCAAGUCCAUAAACCUAUUUUACUAGAAGGUAGUCCGGGGGUUGGUAAGACAAGUCUAAUUACAGCGUUAGCAGAUCUUACAGGUAACAAUUUGACCCGUAUUAAUUUAUCCGAACAAACUGACCUGGUGGAUCUUUUUGGUUCCGAUGCACCCGGUGAAAAAAGUGGUGAAUUUGUCUGGAAAGAUGCUCCAUUCUUGAGGGCUAUGCAACAAGGUAGCUGGAUAUUAUUAGACGAAAUGAAUUUGGCCUCUCAAUCAGUACUAGAAGGGUUAAAUGCAUGUUUAGAUCAUCGUGGAGAAGCAUAUAUCCCUGAAUUAGAUCGAAGCUUCUCGUGCCAUCCAAACUUCCUUGUCUUUGCAGCUCAAAAUCCGCAAUAUCAAGGUGGUGGAAGAAAGGGUCUUCCGAAAUCAUUCGUGAACCGUUUCAGUGUUGUAUAUGUUGAUAUGUUAACAUCAGAUGAUCUGCUUCUCAUUGCUCAUCAUUUAUACCCCAAUAUUGACCCUGAAGUUUGUUCCAAGCUUAUAACCUUAAUGUCAACUUUAGAACGUCAAGUUGUUAAAAAGAAACAAUGGGGUUCAGUAGGUGCUCCAUGGGAGUUUAAUUUAAGAGAUACAUUAAGGUGGCUCAAGCUUCUUGACAAACAGUCCAUUUGCGAAGAAACUGAUGUUGUAGAUUUUGUUAAUAUCAUUAUCAAGCAGAGAUUUCGUAGUAUAUCAGACAAAGAACAUGCUGACCACCUAAUCAAGGAUAUAUUUGGCGAUUUUACGACAAAGGACAAAUUUUUCAAGCAAGAUGCGGAUUACAUUCAAGUCAAUAAUGUCAUAGCACCAAGAAACGGUCUGUAUCGCUAUCCUCUAUCUGAAAACCUAAUUCCUUUGGAAUGUAAUAUUGAAAUAUAUGAAUCAGCUUUAAUGUGUAUCAACAAUAACUGGCCCCUUAUUUUAGUAGGUCCUAGUAAUUCUGGUAAAUCUGCCAUAAUAAGAACCCUGGCUAAUAUACUCGGUACUGAAGUAGGCUUUUUUUCGAUGAAUAGUGAUGUGGAUAGUAUGGAUAUUUUAGGUGGUUACGAACAGGUAGAUAUUACGAGAAAGAUAUCAUAUAUUGUUAAUGAUCUGAAAGACAUUUUAAGAAGCUUGUUAUCAAUUAAUAUGGGGAUUUACGGCCAAGAAACAGCAGCUGUAAGCGCCGGUUUAGACUUAUUCUAUUUCUUGCUCGAAGAAAUUGUUACCCCAGAAAACUUCCAAAUAUUCAAAGAUAAAUUCAUCUCGUUGCUCUCUCAUCUGCAUUCAAACGAAGCAUUGAUAGAUAUUAAUGAAAGAAUAACCAAAAUAUCAAAAAUAAAUAACGUAAGCAAUGGCGUUACGUUUGAGUGGUUUGAUGGGAUGCUUGUCAAGGCCGUUGAAAAAGGUCACUGGUUAGUUUUAGAUAACGCCAAUUUGUGUUCGCCAUCUGUUCUAGAUAGAUUGAAUUCAUUGUUAGAAACAGACGGUACCUUGCUCAUAAACGAAUGCAGCGAAGCUAACGGGGAGCCGCGUGUUAUUAAACCUCAUCCAAACUUUAGACUAUUCUUGACAGUGGAUCCAAAAUAUGGUGAGUUAUCGAGGGCAAUGAGAAAUAGAGGUGUAGAACUUUUCGUACAACAUCUAGAAACAAGGGCAACUGUCUUUGAUUCUUUGUGUUUAGGUUAUCCUAAACUCUCAACUGAUGUUACUCGUUCCAGUUUGGUAGAUAUGUUACAAGCAACCAGUUUAAAUACUAGAAAUCCUACGAAACCUACAAAAUGCUUUAUACCAUCACACCUAUCUUAUUUUGGAGGCUUCAUGAGAAUGCUCGAUAUGAUGGAACUUUAUCCAGCUUCUCUCGGGUCCGAAUCUUUGGUAACUGUCCUCCCAUUAAUACAAUUGAGAGACAUACAGCAAUGGACAAAUAAUGCUUUGUCAAACGCAGGUUUUACUCAAAAGGAUUCGUAUCUUGGUAUCAAUAAUUUGGUGAAAUUUUUGGCAGAAAUGAACAUUAUCGAAAGAAUGGAUAAGGUAUAUUCAAAGUCGCAGUCACGUACUCGCAGUUUAUUGGCAAACCAAAACUGUAGCUUAAUGGGUGAGUCAGUAUUUCCUCUUUUAAACGUAUACUUGUUACCUACUCAUUCAAAGGCAGCAAAGACGAUAGAGACAACAGAAUCCAUUUACAUGCUCACCGUUUCGAGAAUUCUCAAUAUAUUCACUGAAUUUUUAAACCAAGUAAAUAUGAAAUCAAUUCACGGUAAAAUUGACGAUCUUUCGUAUAUGGAACUUUCUGCUGCUAGCGCAAAUGGCCGUCAUAUCAAGAAUGUUCCUCGUAUUCCAAUUUUCAAUAUUAUCUGCAGACUCUGCGAUUUAAUUAUUAAGCAUAUCAAAAAUAGUCCAUUAUUUGAACAACAAGAAGUUUUUAGUCAAUUUUAUCAGCUGGUUAUCCUAAUAUCUACUAUUAUAGACGCGACAGCAAAAAAAGACGAAGCUCGUUUGAGAGUAUAUAAAGAAUUGCUAGUAAACUGGGUCGCCCUUGCAAGUGAUGCAGGAUUACUUACAACUGAAUUCUCUGUUGUUGCUGAAGAAUUUGAUAACACUAUGCAUCUAAAUCAAGGCCAAUCCAUAACCAUUCUUUGGGAUACGUUCAGGAAGAAGUAUCCUUAUAAUGAGGAAUGCUGGUCUUUAUUAGAUGAUCUCGUUUCACUAUGCAACCGUUUUGAUGAGGUUGAAACACUCCAGUUCUCGGAGUCAUAUGAGUCGCUUAAUAACUUGAGAACGAUUUUCGGUACUUUAUAUGAAUGUCUAUUAAACAACGAUACUUCGAAUUUCAAAAACAUAAGUCUACAAUUGGAAGAAGGAUUAGAGACAAUGGAGACAUUGUCUUCAAAAUUCUUAGUCAAGAGAAAACAUUUUUUCCGCGAUGAGUAUGAUACAUUACUAAGAUUGCUAUAUUCUACCCAUAAUGAGUUGCCAGAUCUAAAGCUAAAUAUAGUAUCUUUUACAUCACUUUCAACAUACAAGUUCCUACAAUCUUCGCUGAAUAACUGUCCAUAUCCAUCAAUCCUAGGUCUUUUGUGGACAAAUUCCGACGGUAAAUUCCAGUCUGAGGUUGAUUCAUUAACUACAUCUAAAUAUUUUGAGAAUAUAAUUACCAAAUCCAACUCUUUCGGUAAAUACCCUGGGAGCCAAAUAAAGCAGAUCCUGUCCGACGCUAAAAGCUUACUUUCUUUCACCGCUAAGUCCGCUAGUUGUAUAUUGGAAUCUCAGAUGGAUAAUUUAGCACAUGUUCUGACGUCGUGGAUUAAGAACGUCAUCACCGCACAUGUUCCGGAUGCAUUCAAAGGGACAACGCUAGCUAUUAAAGAUCUCGAUGCUAUGCCAUUGUAUUUCAAAAAUGCUUUACAACAAUACUUACUGCCAGCUAUGGAAUUAUGUGAAGCACACAGAUCGGGCCAGGAAGUAGGAAGGGCAUGGAUAUUAUUUAGUAUUGGGUUGAUAACACUGUACGUUCCAGAUAUUCCUUAUGACCCGGCUGUUCGCGAUUACGUUCUUCACGAUGUUUAUCUAAAGCAUAAAGAAUUUUCACAACAAAUAUCGUCUGGUUUAGAAGCAAUUAGGAUUACAACGAGUGGUGACGAACAAAUUCUUGCCGAAAGAUUAUUCAAUAACUCUGCCCCGGUAGAACCUCCACAGAAACCUAGAAUAUUUCGUCCAACAACCACCGUGGAUAACUUAUUUGAUGAAUGGAAAGCGUUCCUGACAUCUACUAUUUCAGCUGAUCAAGUUAAUAGUUUGAUGGACUCAAUUGGCAUGCAUGCUACAAAUCAUGAGAAUCGCCAUGAAAUGUUUCAACAAAAUACUUCAAACUUUUUACAAAGAUUAGAAAGCGGAUUCAAAUACUAUUCUGAUCUAAAUGAGAUAUUUGCUGGUUAUAUACUGAGUAUGAAGUUGGGUUUCGAUAUUUUGAAACAAAGUAGUAUUGAAUCUAAAAAAAUGAUAGAUAUCUCCACUUUAUGGCCAGUUGAUCCUUUAGUGAUCGCAAAUACGAAUAGGGUCAAUGCUGCAUUUACAGCAUUGGGUGGAUUAAUCAGAAGAAGUACUACUAAUAUGCUCGCAACUGAAAAGAUCUUGAUUUUCUUCUUACAGUUGUUCAAGUUCCAUGAAAGUGAUGUCGAUAUGUUACCAACUUUGAAUAGUACGUUACAUACGUUAUAUUAUAGAUGGUCGUUAAGAAGGUUAAGGGAGGAGCAAAAUGCUGAACAAAAAGCAAGCUUAUUUAAAUAUGAAGACACUUCUGAAGAUUUUGAGGCAGACUUUAAAAAAAUGUUUCCUGAUUAUGAAGAUACUUUAACUUUAGGAGGAGACGAUAAAGCAACAGCUGUCGAACAACUACAUGAGGUUUAUUAUGCUAUCGCUGAAAAUUAUAUGGGUAUAUUCGGGUCUAAACAAAACGAAAGCAUGAAAACUAUGAUAGACAACGGGUCAGACAUAGUUGAUUUAUUACUUUCCGAAACAAGAAAUAUGAAAUCGCAUAAUCUUGAAGGUGCUCAUUUAACCGCUGUUAUUAGUAGGCUAUCAAAUGCGAUCGACUCCUUCAAAUCGGCAACUAUUCCUAGCGAUGUUGAUUUUUACCGUGAUUCUUCUAUUUCUGAAUCUCAAAAGGCAAUUGACAUCAUUGAUAAUUUAUGGAAAUAUACCCAUGAGUUAUUGAAACAAUGGCCUGAACAUGCUACAUUGAACGAACUAUUUAGAAUUUGUGGGGAAUUUUUAGAUUUCCCUAUCCAGAUGGCAUUAGCAAGACAGUUACAAAAAAUCGAACAAAUUUAUACAUUUAUGGCUGAGUGGGAAAAAUACGCAUCGUCCCAAGUUUCAUUGGCCUCCCAUAUUAAAAAGAUUACAGAUCUUAUUGUAUCUUGGAGGAAACUCGAAUUGCAUACAUGGAACAGUCUUUUCAAUACAGAAGAUGAGAAGGCAAUAAAAUCAAUUGGUAAAUGGUGGUUCUAUCUAUUCGAAACAAUUAUUGUUACAAAUUUCUCAAAAGAUACCAACUUGCUAGAUGAACGUAAUACUGAUACUCAAUUAUUAGAAUCACUAAAUGUUUUCUUCAGCAAAAGCACUCUUGGUGAGUUCGAGACUCGUUUGAAGCUAGUUGAAUCCUUCAUUAAACAUAUCGAGUUAAUGGGGCAAGCUUCUUCUCAUGUUUCAUCAGCUUUAAGUAAUGUGAUUACUUUUUACAGACAAUUUUUACCGACUAUUCAAGAACAGAUCUCUCGCUCCAGAAAGACAUUAGAGAAAGAUAUUUCUGAGGUCAUAUUGCUAGCUAGUUGGAAAGAUGUGAACGUUGACGCUUUGAAACAAAGUUCCCGUCGUUCACACAAUAGUCUUUACAAAUAUGUUCGUAAAUACCGUGACUUAAUAUCUGGAAGUGUUUUAUCAUUAAUUGAAAACGGAUUACCAUAUGUUGCUAAUCCAGUAGUAAAACUGAACAAGAUACGUGAUGUUUCUUAUAAAGCUCUGGAUUUGGAGGUUGCAAUAGUUGAAGUGAAAAAAGUAAAUGAUUGGUCUUCUAGACCUGCAGUUCUUCAAAACAUCAAUAUGGUUAAUAAAAAUAUGAAUUCCUAUUCCAACAAGAUCUCUGAACAGGCUUUCCCAAAUUUUGUAGAAUUAGCUGUUGAUUUCAAUAAAGAAGCAGACAGGUUACGUCAAGAAACUCCUAGUGUAUUUACUAAAGAUAACAAGAAGAAGAUAGCUGCCUUGAAAGCUCAGAAGGGUAAACUCCUCAGUGAUGCAUUGAAGGAAUUAAGAAGAAUCGGUUUGAAGUCAGGUUUGAGAAAAGAUAUUCAUGCGGUGCAAGGAACUUCCACUGCUAUUUUGGCAAAUUCUUGUUCCUUCUCAUCUACAGAGCUGGAAGGUUCCGACACUUGUUAUUAUAGGGUCUUAGAUAUUUUACCACGUUUAAGAGGUGCUGUUGGAAAUCCUGCUGAUGAUAUUCCGUUUGUUACUCUUGAGAAAGGGAUGGCUAUAUCUGAGAAUUUGGUAUUUUCAUUAAUUACAAUCAGGAAACCUAUGGCUACAUUGGCAUUGAGGUUCAAGAAAGUUACUGAAUUGAGAAGGGAUUUAGAAGAUGCAUGUUCUACGGUGGCCGAAAUUAGACACCGAUCAUUAGAAACUGAUAUCCAUCAAAUGUUAUAUAUGUGUACCUGGUUACCACGACUAAUUGACUAUGUCGUGUCAACAAUGGAGAUUAUUAGUGGAACAGCAUCAUGUGAGAACAAUUCCACCUUUUUGUUGAAUUUCAAAGAAAAGUUAGGUUCAUUAAAGUCAAAACUAGAAUCAGUAAGAAUCAUCGAUUCUUCAACUUCUAAGGUAGUUGCUGCGUUUACAACCCUUAAUGCUCAAUUCAUAUCUGAAUUGGAAGCCCAUAAGACGUCCACAACCUUCUAUGUUUACGAUGUAAUCAUAUCAUGGAUUAACCAACAAUCCUCAACCCAUAUCAAGAAUGAGGAACUGAAUGAGACAAAAAUUUCAGAAGUUGAUCAAACUUUCCGUAAAAUCUUUACGUCUAUCAUUUUAGUUUUCCAGAAAUUAAUGGAGAAUGGUGUGACAUCAGUCACAGAAGAGAUGGAUAAUUGGUUAUCCUUAACAGCUACCAAAAUUAUGUUCAACGUGAAAACUAUUUCAUCAAAUAAUGUAAUUAGAAACAUAGAGAAGGCUGUCUCUUUAUUAAAGACUUCAGAUUUUACAGCUGAAAAUUCAAGUCUUGUUAGAGCCAUUGUUACAUUUACUAUGCCUGUGAUAAAUCAUUACUAUACUACUAUGCAAACCAUUCUAGACAAGUCAAGAAAUUAUUAUUCACAAACCAGUCAUGGUACUUAUAUUUUAACCACCAUUUUAUAUAAUUUGGCUAAGAAUGGGUUUUGUUCACCAGAACCACCAUCUGAAGAAGUUGACGAUAAGAAUUUACAUGAAGGUACUGGGUUGGGUGAUGGUGAAGGUGCUCAAAACAAUACUAAGGAUAUUGAACAGGACGAGGAUUUGACAGAAGAUGCUCAAACUGAAAAUAAAGAUCAAGAAAAUAAAGAUGAUAAUGAUGAUAAUGGUCAGUCGGAUGAAGAUGAAGCUGUUGAAAUGGAAGGUGAUAUGGCCGGUGAUUUGGAAAAUAUAUCAGAUCAAGAAGAAAAAGAUGAAGAUAUCGACAGUGAAGAAGAAGAUAAUGAAUUGGAUGAAGAGAUUGAUGAUAUUAACGAGGAUGAUCCAAAUGCCAUUGAUGACAAGAUGUGGGAUGAAGAACCUGAAGAGGACUCCAAGGAAAAGAAUACAGAUCAAAAUAUGAAUAACAAAUCUGAGGAUCAAGAUAUUCAAGCAGCCGAUGAAGAAAAUAAUGAAGGCGACAAUGCUGACAACGGAGAAAAUGAAGGUUCUCAAGAUGACGAUAACAAACCUGAAGCUGAACAAGAUGAAGAUAAGACCUCGAAUGAGAAUGAUAAUGAUGAAGCUGAAGAGGAUGAAGAUGCAGAAAAUGAAGAGGAUGUUGGUGAACAAGAAGAUGAGGUUAAAAAUGAAGAAGGCCAAGAAUUAGAUGCCCAUGUGCCUGAAGUUGAAACUAUGGAUCUUCCUGAAGAUAUGAACUUGGACUCCGGUGAUGAAGAUCAGGAUGAAGGUGGUGACGGAGGGGAAGAAGAAAAAGAAGAAGAAGAAUUUGGUGAUAAUCUUGAUAACGAUGAAAAUGAAGAGGACGAAAAUAUUAAUAGCAUCGAAGAAAAUGAAAAAGCAAAUGAUGAAGAUGCUUUAGACGUUGAGGAGAAUGAAGAAUCACAAGAUGGAAUGCCAGAUGAAGACGAUGCUGCUAUGGAUGUAGAUGAAGCCAACGAAGAAGAACAACAACAAGAGAAUACUGAAAAUCCAGAGAAUGUGGAUGAAAAUAUGUCGGAGGAUGAACAAUUAGCUGAAGACCAAAAGCAAGAAAGUAAGGAACAAGGUGGUGAGGAGAACGCUGAUGGUUUAGAUGGUGUUGAUGACAUGCUUGAUGAGGAAGAUAUCGAUGCAGAAGCUGCUGUUCAACAAAAUUCUGGGUCUAAAGGUGUUGGUUCAGACGCGAAGGAUGAUGAUGAACAAGAAGAUAUUGGUAAUUCAGGUGCUACCCAAAUUGCUCAUCAAGAGGAACAGCAAAAUGAAAAUGAGGUGAAUGAACCUUCCAGAGAGGAAGCUAAAGAAGCAUUGAAACAAUUGGGUGAUAGUUUGAGACAAUAUCAUAAACGUCAUCAAGAAAUCAAGGAAGCUUCUAAUGAUGAAAAUCAAGAAGAUGUGGAAAAUGUUAAUCAACGUCCUGAUGAAUUUGAACACGUUGAGGGUACCAAUACUGAGAAUGAUACACAAGCCCUUGGUGCUGCGGCUCAAGAUCAACUACAAUCCAUUGAUCAAGACAAUGCUAUAGAAGAUGAUUUAUCUGAAAAAGAGGAUGAAGAUAUAGAAAUGAAAGAUGAAGUAGUAGACGAAUCGAAUGAACCAGUUGAACAACAAGAAGAAAAUAAUGAACAAGCUGAUAGUGAUGAAAAGAAUGGCGGUGUCUUCACCGCUGGACAAGAAGAUAAGUUUGAUGUAGACGCCCUAAAUACUGAUCCCUUGUUACAACGUAGGGAUGAGGAAGAUGAAUUAGAUGAGUUAAUGGAUGAAAUUGACAAUGAAACUCACGAGGAAGCUAUAACAGAAUUACCACCACGUUCAAUUGAAGAAUCCCGUGAAUUAUGGCAUAAGAGUGAACUUGCUACUGCCGAUUUAGUCUCACGUUUAGGUGAACAGUUAAGAUUAAUUUUAGAACCUACGUUAGCUACCAAAUUAAAAGGUGAUUACAAGACAGGUAAAAGAUUAAAUAUGAAGAGAAUUAUUCCAUACAUUGCUUCUCAAUUCCGUAAAGAUAAGAUUUGGCUAAGAAGAACGAAACCAAGUAAACGUGAGUAUCAAAUCAUGAUCGCAAUUGAUGAUUCUAAAUCCAUGAGUGAAUCUAAAUGUGUCAAACUAGCUUUUGAUAGUUUAUGUUUAGUGUCUAAGACAUUAACUCAAUUAGAAUCUGGUGGAUUAUCUAUUGUUAAAUUUGGGCAACAUACUAGAGAAGUUCAUCCAUUCCAACAACAAUUCAGUAAUGAAGCUGGUGCGAAGGCGUUCCAAUGGUUUAAUUUCCAAGAUACAAAGACUGACGUGAAAAGGUUAGUUGCUGAAUCUAUUAAGAUCUUCGAGCGAGCCCGUGCAUUCAAUAAUUCCGAUCAAUGGCAAUUGGAAAUUGUUAUCUCCGAUGGUAUCUGUGAAGAUCACGAAACUGUACAGAGACUAGUUCGUCGUGCAAGAGAAAAUAAAAUCAUGCUGGUGUUUGUUAUCAUUGAUGGUAUUAAUAAUUCCAAUGAAUCCAUUAUGGAUAUGAGUCAAGUUAAUUACAUUCCAGAUGAAUUUGGUAACAUGAAAUUGCAAAUUAAUAAGUACCUGGACAGUUUCCCAUUUGAAUUCUAUGUCAUCUUGCAUGAUAUUAGUGAAUUGCCAGAAAUGUUGUCCUUAAUUUUACGUCAAUACUUUUCAGAUUUGGCAUCGGGUUGA
This is a messenger RNA of Naumovozyma dairenensis CBS 421, 14886 nucleotides long. RefSeq names its product AAA family ATPase midasin (gene REA1). Gene Ontology annotation, cellular component: nucleus; preribosome, large subunit precursor. The record is from RefSeq and is a predicted model, not a curated record. Gene Ontology annotation, molecular function: ATP binding; ATP hydrolysis activity. The transcript has a single exon. Gene Ontology annotation, biological process: ribosomal large subunit assembly; rRNA processing. Bases 1 to 14886 code for a protein of 4961 amino acids. NCBI's taxonomy places the organism in Eukaryota, Fungi, Ascomycota, Saccharomycetes, Saccharomycetales, Saccharomycetaceae.